UUUUGGCCUAAAAAUGUCGAUGGCAUUUUCGUAAAUUAUUAUUAGUUUUGAUUUCAAUUUUCUUCUCUUUCUUUGGUGGCUUUAGAGAAAAUAGAAAGAAAAAUCCUUUUCCGCCUCACCCCAUUUUCCUCGCUCAAUUUCUCCCAUUGUCGUAGUUCGGUCGGAACAGUAAAAUCAGAUCUCUGUUUAGCUUCUCGAUUCGCCAUUCUUAAUCAAUUGAUUCUUGAUUUGGUAGGAAUUUGGUCGGAAUAUGGAUGGAGAAAUUCCCAACAUAAAGAGAUGGGUAGUGUUGUAUCCCAUUUAUAUAAAUUCAAAGAAAACAAUUGCUGAAGGAAGACGUAUAGGUGUUAGCAAAGCUUGUGAGAAUCCUACGUGUGCUGAGAUUGGGGAUUGCUGCAGUCAUCUCAAACUGCCCUUUGCUAUUGAGAUUGAUAAAGCAUAUCCUCGUGAUUUCAUGCAAAGAGGGAGAGUGCGGGUUCAGCUGAAGAAGGAGGAUGGAACCCUGUCCAAUCCAGCUAUUACUUCGAGAAAACAACUGAUGCUUCGUGUAGCCGAACUUGUUCCUAGACAUCCUGGGAGGACUAAGAAGCAGGAGCCGGCAUCCUCAUCAACAGCAGGACCUUCAAAAGGCAAGGGUGGAAGAAAGAAGAAAUAGUUGCAUUGCCAUUAUGAAAUUUUUAGAAUCAGAUUGUUAUCAACCAGGCAGGCGGUUUCGUUUUCAGGUCUUAGUUCUUAAUUAUUAACAACCUUUGAGUAUUGGUGUUCUACCCCGGCCCUCAUCCAAAACGAAAAACUAACACAGUGGUCUGAAAGUUUUUGUGAAAUGUCAUCGAUACUUUUUCUUUAAUGGUCGAUAAAAAAAAAAAGUCAGGAAAAAGGUAUUUGUGACAAUUUUUUAAGUGUUACCAAAUAUCACAUUUGGUGUAACAUGGGUUUGUUUUGAACAAUUUUGUAAAAUAGUGGAUCAAGAAGUUUUACUAAGAUAAAGUUUCAUGUUGGACAAAAGGAUAGUGGAUGGGAAUUAAGUUGAAUGGUCCACUUUUUUUAGAAUCCUUUGAGAUUGGACGUGAAAUCACCUUUCUAUGAAUAUGAUUCACAGGUCUGGAGAUUGAUAA
Cucumis melo (muskmelon) is the source of this 1115-nucleotide messenger RNA. RefSeq names its product signal recognition particle 19 kDa protein. Lineage: Eukaryota; Viridiplantae; Streptophyta; Magnoliopsida; Cucurbitales; Cucurbitaceae. Gene Ontology annotation, molecular function: 7S RNA binding. Gene Ontology annotation, cellular component: signal recognition particle, endoplasmic reticulum targeting. Gene Ontology annotation, biological process: SRP-dependent cotranslational protein targeting to membrane; SRP-dependent cotranslational protein targeting to membrane, signal sequence recognition. The record is from RefSeq and is a predicted model, not a curated record. The transcript is spliced from 4 exons. The coding region runs from base 251 to 655 and encodes 134 amino acids.